Molecule: messenger RNA, 3007 nt
Organism: Anoplopoma fimbria (sablefish)
Lineage: Eukaryota; Metazoa; Chordata; Actinopteri; Perciformes; Anoplopomatidae
Product: dynamin-1-like protein
Exons: 18
Coding region: 196-2229 (677 amino acids)
Biological process (GO): mitochondrial fission; mitochondrial fragmentation involved in apoptotic process
Cellular component (GO): mitochondrion; cytoplasm; microtubule
Molecular function (GO): microtubule binding; GTPase activity; GTP binding
Source: RefSeq, a predicted model, not a curated record
CGGGCUGUAGGUUCUCAUAUACAGUCUAUACGCUGUUCCCAGUUAGAGAACUACAACUCCCAACACCAAACAAAAACUAGCGUCCGUCCAAUGGGUGUUGUUGCAAUGGUGGUGUCGGUGGGACAUUGAAUGACUUUGGCUCCAUCACACAAAUAGCUAACGCUAGUUUUAUCAUAUUAUUCAUAAAGCGCGGGCAUGGACGCUCUUAUCCCCGUGAUAAACAAGCUCCAAGAUGUGUUCAACACCGUGGGGGCGGACAUCAUACAGCUGCCACAGAUAGCAGUAGUGGGGACCCAGAGCAGUGGUAAGAGCUCGGUGCUGGAGAGCCUGGUGGGAAGGGACCUGCUGCCCCGUGGGACUGGUGUCGUAACCAGGCGACCUCUCAUCCUUCAACUGGUCCAUGUAGAACCUGGAGAUGCAAGGAAAAAUGAUGAAGGAUGCAGAGAAGGUGAUGAGUGGGGCAAGUUUCUGCAUACAAAAAACCAGAUCUUCACAGAUUUUGAAGAAAUCAGGCAAGAAAUUGAAAAUGAAACGGAGCGAAUAUCUGGGAAUAAUAAGGGGAUCAGCGAUGAUCCCAUUCAUCUGAAGAUAUUUUCUCCAAACGUUGUCAACCUCACGCUGGUGGAUCUGCCUGGAAUCACUAAGGUGCCCGUGGGUGAUCAACCUAAGGACAUCGAGGUUCAGAUAAAGGAUCUUAUCCUGAAGCACAUUUCUAACCCCAACUGCAUCAUCCUGGCUGUCACUGCUGCUAACACAGACAUGGCCACCUCGGAGGCGCUCAAGGUGGCCCGGGAGGUCGAUCCUGACGGCAGGAGGACACUGGCUGUGGUCACCAAGCUAGACCUGAUGGACGCUGGCACUGAUGCUAUGGACGUUCUGAUGGGCAGAGUCAUUCCUGUCAAACUAGGCCUCAUUGGAGUAGUCAACAGGAGCCAGCUGGACAUCAACAAUAAAAAGUCUGUGACCGAUGCCAUUCGAGACGAACAUGCUUUCCUGCAGAAGAAAUAUCCAUCUCUUGCCAACAGAAAUGGAACCAAAUACCUGGCCAGAACCCUUAACAGGUUACUGAUGCAUCACAUCAGAGACUGCCUCCCUGACCUAAAGACACGGAUCAAUGUCCUGGCAGCCCAGUACCAGUCCCUGCUCAGCAGCUACGGUGAACCCGUGGAAGACCAAAGUGCCACCUUGCUCCAGCUCAUCACCAAGUUCGCCACAGAAUACUGCAACACCAUAGAGGGCACGGCCAAAUACAUUGAGACGGCAGAACUGUGUGGUGGAGCCAGAAUUUGUUACAUAUUCCACGAGACUUUUGGCAGAACAUUGGAGUCUGUGGAUCCUCUGGGAGGACUCAGCACCAUAGACAUCCUUACAGCCAUAAGGAACGCAACAGGCCCACGUCCGUCCCUGUUUGUGCCAGAGGUUUCCUUUGAGCUUUUGGUGAAGAAGCAGGUGAAACGCCUGGAGGAGCCCAGUCUGCGCUGCGUCGAGCUGGUCCACGAGGAGAUGCAGAGGAUCAUACAGCACUGCAGCAACUACAGCACACAGGAGCUGCAGAGAUUCCCUAAGCUGCAUGAGGCCAUUGUGGAAGUAGUCACCUCCCUCCUGAGGAAGAGACUGCCUAUCACCAAUGAAAUGGUGCACAACUUGGUUGCAAUAGAGCUAGCCUACAUCAACACCAAACAUCCAGACUUUGCAGACGCCUGUGGGGUCAUGAAUAACAAUAUAGAGGAGGAAAGGAGAAACCGGAUGAGAGAGCUGCCCAGGGACAAGGCUCCAGCAGCAGGGCCCCUUGGGGAGCAGGAUGGCACAGGGAACUGGAGGGGGAUGUUGAGGAAAGGAGAGGAAGGUCCCGGCUCUGGACCUGGAAGCCCCCUUAGAGGAAUUGUUAACCUGCUUGAUGUGCCUGUGCCGGUUGCCAGGAAGUUGUCAUCACGUGAGCAGCGGGACUGUGAGGUCAUCGAGCGCCUCAUCAAGUCCUACUUCCUCAUCGUUCGCAAGAACAUCCAGGACAGUGUGCCGAAGGCAGUGAUGCACUUCCUGGUCAACCAUGUGAAGGACAGCCUCCAGAGCGAGCUUGUUGGCCAGCUGUAUAAAUCUGGCCUCCUCAACGAGCUACUGACUGAAUCGGAGGACAUGGCCCAGCGGCGCAAAGAGGCCGCCGACAUGCUACAGGCUUUGCAGAAAGCUAGCCAGGUGAUCGCUGAGAUCAGGGAAACACAUCUGUGGUGAAAAGAAGGGAGCUGAACCUGAUCCCCUACUGCCUCAUCACGCCUAAAGGACCGAUGCUCCAUGCAUUCAUGUCUGAACAUGAAGUUUGGAUUUGCAAACAAGAAAAUGCACUCUUCUGAUUCCUGCUCAAAGUAGGUAUUAUAUUGGCUCAGAAGCUACCUGAAAGAAAUGUAAGUUUAUUGUUUAUUUAAAUCACUUGGUGUUGUAAAGAGUAUAUGGAAAUGCGCUGCCUCUGUUAGCUAAUGUUAAAGAAGAGAUUUUAGAAACUGCAGCCAAAAGCAAACUAUGUUAAUCCAGUAUGGAAAUGGACUUUUGUGUGAAGUGGAAAUGAAAGUUUUGAUGCCAUUUUGGCAGCGCCACAAAUCAUUGUGCUAAUGUUUGGGCUCUAGGUUAUAAAAAAAUCCAAAAUAUUCAUCUCAUCUGCCACCGUUCCAUUUAGUAGCUGGCAUGUGUCAAACUAUGAAACCUGUGUAAUAAUAGAGCACAGAUUGGUUCCCUAAAUGUAGAUACACGAGUUUCAGCAAAUGUUAGUUCUCCUGCCUGUGCACAUACUUCAUCACUUUAUUUUUUGCACUGUUGUCACCAUACUGUACUGUAGAGAGUCAAUUAUUCUGACACUAUAUUGCCAUCGAAAAUCUUUAUUUAUUAAUGUGUUAUUCAAUGUAUGGAUAAUGUCGAGCACUAUUGCAGUAAGUUGUUUAAUUAUGUUUACAUAUCAAUGCCUAUAUGUGAAAUUCAUAUUGCACAUGGUUGUCAGAAUAAUAAAUCGAGGUAUUUU